Molecule: messenger RNA, 957 nt
Organism: Polychytrium aggregatum
Lineage: Eukaryota; Fungi; Chytridiomycota; Chytridiomycetes; Polychytriales
Product: RNA cap guanine-N2 methyltransferase-domain-containing protein
Exons: 7
Coding region: 1-957 (318 amino acids)
Biological process (GO): 7-methylguanosine cap hypermethylation; 7-methylguanosine RNA capping
Cellular component (GO): nucleus
Molecular function (GO): RNA cap trimethylguanosine synthase activity
Source: RefSeq, a predicted model, not a curated record
AUGAGCGACGAUCCGUGGAGCCGGAGUCGUCUCCAUGCUGUCAAAAACACAGAGUCGGCAGAGAGCAGCCAGGCCGAGGCAGGCGAAAUCCUGGACGAUGAGCCUGGGGCUCAAGAGAUUCCAAACGAUGACGAUGGCGAUGACGAUGGCGAUGAGGAUGACGAUGAGGAUGAGGAUGAGGAUGAGGAUGAGGAUGAGGAUGAGGAUGAGGAUGAGGACGAAGGCGAGCAGCUUCUUUGGGAUGAAGAGUCGAUACCGCCAAACCUGCGAAAGUACUGGAUCCAGCGGCACUCGCUGUUCUCCAAGUUCGACGAGGGCAUUCUUCUUGACCAAGAGAGCUGGUAUUCAGUAACUCCCGAGCGAAUUGCUCGGCACAUCGCCGACCGAGUUCGCGUCGGCACCAUUGUCGAUGGCUUUUGCGGGGCUGGCGGGAAUGCAAUUCAGUUUGCCUUCACAUGCGACAAAGUGUUUGCGAUUGAUAUCGAUCCAAUCAAGCUCGAGUGCGCCAGGAACAACGCGCGGAUAUAUGGCGUCGAGGACAAGAUUGAGUUCAUCCAAGGGAACUUUAUGGAAGUUGGCCCGACUCUCAAAGCCGAUGCGGUGUUCCUGUCGCCGCCAUGGGGAGGGCCAAAGUACCUUAGAUCCAAGGUGUUUCAUCUUGCCAAUCUCCCGAUAUCUAGGCAAGUGCUGCAUCAAAUGAUACAGGCGGCACGCGAAAUCUCUCACAACCUUGUGCUGUUCAUGCCCCGCAAUGUCGAUCCUGACGAGGCAAGUGAUACGCUACGACUGACUGAACUUGCAGGACCGGGAUACAUUUGCGAGCUGGAAGAGAACGUCCUGAACGGGCGCACGAAGAGCAUCACCGGAUACUACGGCAGCCUCGUCGAUGUUGACGCCGUGAACGAAGCUGACGACGAGGACGGGUAUUUCCCCGACGACUGGGCCGAAGGACACUAA